Molecule: messenger RNA, 549 nt
Organism: Ipomoea nil (Japanese morning glory)
Lineage: Eukaryota; Viridiplantae; Streptophyta; Magnoliopsida; Solanales; Convolvulaceae
Product: pathogenesis-related protein PR-4-like
Exons: 2
Coding region: 25-456 (143 amino acids)
Biological process (GO): defense response to fungus; defense response to bacterium
Molecular function (GO): RNA nuclease activity
Source: RefSeq, a predicted model, not a curated record
AAUACAAUUAAAGCACAUACAAAAAUGAAGAGAGUUGCCGCUUCUUGUUUGCUUGUGGUGGUGGCGAUGGCGGCCGAUGCCGCGGCACAGAGCGCCACCAACGUGAGGGCAACGUAUAAUAAUUACAACCCUCAAAAUAUUGAUUGGGAUUAUAAUACGGCGAGCGUCUUCUGCGCCACCUGGGAUGCCGACAAGCCACUUGAAUGGCGACAAAAGUAUGGAUGGACUGCCUUUUGUGGGCCUGUCGGCCCAACAGGCCAGGAUUCUUGUGGCAGAUGUUUGGCGGUUACUAAUACUGCCACCAAUGAUCAAGUAACGGUGAGGAUCGUUGAUCAGUGUUCAAAUGGAGGGCUGGAUUUGGACGUCAAUGUAUUUGAUCAACUGGACACAGAUGGACAAGGGGUUGCUCAGGGCUACCUCAUAGUCAACUACGAUUUUGUUGACUGUAAUGACUAAAAUUUCAUUGCAAUGAAUAUUUAUUUUUAGUGUAAUAAACAAAAAUUAUGAUAUAAUAAAUUAAAGCUUCUUUAGCAGAUGUAAGCAUAUAUU